GGAGGAGUACUAAAGCUGGCAACUCAUUAAAAAGUGCAUUAUUCAGAGAGAGAACUUGCUAGUACAACUAUUGCGGGCAGACAAAUUUUAACUGUAGCUCAACACUUGCCUUCCAUAAAAGUGUUGUCUUCUGUCAAGCUAAACUCAGCACACCACCAUGGGUAAGAAAGUUGCUGUGAUUGGUGCCGGUGCCAGUGGACUACCUGCAAUUAAAACCUGUUUGGAUGAAGGUUUAGAGCCAACAUGCUUUGAACGGAGUGACGAUAUUGGAGGACUCUGGAGGUUCAAGAAAGAUCCUGAAGAAAGCAGAGCCAGCAUUUACAAUUCAGUUAUUAUCAAUACAUCAAAGGAAAUGAUGACGUACAGUGAUUAUCCUAUACCUGAAGAUUAUCCAAACUACAUGCAUAACUCUAAAGUGCUGGAAUACUUCUAUCAAUAUAUAAACCACUUUCAACUUAAGAAAUAUAUCAAGUUCAAGACAUCCGUUUGCAGUGUUAAGAAACGUCCAGAUUUUGCAACUACUGGUCAGUGGGAUGUUACUACGGAACAUAAUGGAAAACAAGAGACACAUGUCUUUGAUGCCAUUCUGGUGUGUGUUGGUCAUCACACAUCUCCAAACCUACCACUUCAUUCCUUUCCAGGAAUUGAAAAGUUCAAAGGCCAUUACUUUCAUAGUCGUGACUACAAAGCACCAGAAGAGUUUAAAGACAAAAAAGUAAUUGUGGUUGGUAUUGGAAACACAGGCGUUGAUCUGGCUGUGGAACUCAGUGGCGUGGCUAAACAGGUUUAUCUCAGCACCAGGAGAGGAGCCUGGCUGUUGAAUCGUGUCUUUGAUAACGGCUUUCCAUUAGAUAUUGUCCUCUUCACAAGAUUUUUUGGAUUAUUUCAAGAUACUGUCCCAUCUCUAGUAAACACCUUCUUGGAGCGUAAAGUCAACUCUAGAGUUGAUCAUGAUAAUUUUGGUCUAAAACCCCAGCACAGGAUGCUCAGCCAACAUCCUACAAUCAGUGAUGAUCUCCCCAAUCGCAUUAUCUCUGGCAAGGUGCUGAUGAAGACCAACAUCAAAAGGUUUGAGGAGACAGAUGUCGUAUUUGAAGAUGGGACAGUGGAGAAGGACAUAGAUGUUGUGAUUUUUGCCACAGGAUACAAAUUUUCCUUUUCUUUUUUUGAUGAUUCAGUCAUAAAAGUAGAAAAAAACCAAGCCCCAUUAUAUAAAAUGAUGUUUCUACCACAUUUGGAAAAACCAACGGUAGCUUUUAUUGGCUACGUACAACCACUUGGGGCUAUAAUGCCCAUUUCUGAGAUUCAGGCUCGCUGGGCAACAAAAGUCUUCAAAGGUGAAAGAAAGUUACCAUCUAUGAGUGAAAUGAAGGCAGAGAUCACAAAAAGAAAAGAAGACAUGAAGAAGAGGUAUGUCGAAAGUGAGCGUCAUACCUUACAAGUUGACUACGUGAAUUACAUGGAUGAAGUAGCAGAAGAGAUAGGCUGCAGACCCAAUGUGAAGAAGCUAUUUUUGUCAGAUCCAAAGCUGGCCUGGGAGAUAUUGUUUGGGCCCUGCACUCCAUACCAGUACCGCCUGUGUGGACCUGGGCAGUGGAAAGAUGCCAGGAAAGCCAUUUUAACCCAGUAUGAACGUAUCAUCAAGCCCAUGAAGACCCGAAGCACGAGUGACAAAUGUUCUUGUGGCUUAAUGAAAUUUGCGUUAAAGAUUUUUGCCAUUCUGAUUGUUUUUGCUGCAAUAUAUAUUGCCGUGUAGUUAUAUUACAUAUGUAACUAAUGCAGAAUUCAUUUACUUCUUACGUUUUAGCUCUAUAUUAACUACUGCUUAAAAUCUUCAAAUCAUAAUGAAAGGAGUAUUAUGGUUUCACAAGACUUAAAGAUGUAUUCUCAUCUGAGACAAUGGAGGCAUAUCGCUAUUGUCCGCUGUGACCCACACCUAUAUCGAGAAUGGAGCAGGCAAAGUGGUGGCUGGAGGACUCCGGUCCGGCCACCACCAAGUGCUCUCCCCAUAGAAGUGAAUGGGAGCACAUAGGGCAUGCACGGCCAUUGCUCCCAUUCAUCUCUAUGGGCCCAACGGAAAUAGCUGAGCCAGCGCUCAGCUAUUUUCGGCGGCCUCAUAGAAAUGAAUGGGGGACUGCUGCGCAUGCACAUGUGCGCUCCACCACUUUCAGGGCUCC
Molecule: messenger RNA, 2177 nt
Organism: Bufo bufo (common toad)
Lineage: Eukaryota; Metazoa; Chordata; Amphibia; Anura; Bufonidae
Product: flavin-containing monooxygenase 5-like
Exons: 10
Coding region: 158-1756 (532 amino acids)
Molecular function (GO): NADP binding; N,N-dimethylaniline monooxygenase activity; flavin adenine dinucleotide binding
Source: RefSeq, a predicted model, not a curated record